CCCCCUGCCGCUGCCGGAAGGGGAAGGCGGUUGCGGAGGUUGCGGCGGCGCCGUCGCUGCUGUUAGGGCUGCGGGAGGGAGCCGAGCCGAGCCGAGGCGAGCCGUGCUGAGCCGUCCCUUCCGGCCCCUUCCCGGCGGCGGGGCCGUGCCCUCGGCCUGCGCCAUGCACCCCGUUUUCCAGAGCAGCCGGCGCGACUUCACCUUCGGGCCUUGGCGGCUGAGCGCCGCCCGCACGCACAUCAUGAAGUCGGCGCAGGCCGAGAGAUUGGCUGAAGAAUUACACAUGCCUUCCCUGCCAGAGAUGAUGUUUGGAGACAAUAUCCUAAGAAUACAGCAUGAUUGUGGUUUUGGAAUUGAGUUCAAUGCAACAGAUGCUUUAAAAUGUGUCAAUAAUUGUCAAGGUAUGAUCAAAGUGGCUUGUGCAGAGGAGUGGCAAGAGAGCAGGAGUGAGACUGAGCACACUAAGGAAGUAGUCAAGCCGUAUGACUGGACUUACACAACUGACUACAAAGGAACAUUGCUGGGAGAUACUGCAACGUUAAAGGUUGUUCCUACAACAGAACACAUAAAUACGGAGAAAUUGAAAGCCAGGGAGCAAAUUAUGUUUUUUGAAGAAGUACUUCUGUUUGAAGAUGAACUUCAUGAUCAUGGAGUGUCAAGUUUGAGUGUAAAAAUAAGAGUUAUGCCUUCCAGCUUUUUUGUGCUCCUGAGGUUUUUCUUGCGAGUUGAUGGGGUACUUAUCAGGAUGAAUGAUACAAGGCUUCAUCAUGAGGCUGACAAGGCCUAUAUGUUGCGAGAAUAUACAUCCAGAGAAAGCAAAAUAUCAAGUUUAAAGCACGUGCCACCUUCCCUGUUCACGGAACCUAACGAGAUCUCUCAGUAUCUACCCAUAAAGGAGACGAUCUGUGAAAAACUAGAAUUCCCAGAGAAGUUGGAGCCUAAACCAGAAGCAUCACUGGAAACCAAGUGUGUUAAGUCUAAAUAAAUGUGACUUUAUAUGGAC
Messenger RNA from Cygnus olor (mute swan), 1003 nucleotides. It is a transcript of the gene TIPRL, whose product is annotated as TOR signaling pathway regulator. The transcript is spliced from 7 exons. The record is from RefSeq and is a predicted model, not a curated record. NCBI's taxonomy places the organism in Eukaryota, Metazoa, Chordata, Aves, Anseriformes, Anatidae. Gene Ontology annotation, biological process: TOR signaling. The coding region runs from base 164 to 985 and encodes 273 amino acids. Gene Ontology annotation, cellular component: cytosol.